Molecule: messenger RNA, 1669 nt
Organism: Seminavis robusta
Lineage: Eukaryota; Bacillariophyta; Bacillariophyceae; Naviculales; Naviculaceae
Source: the annotation of a GenBank genome assembly
UAAGCUCGGAAGGGAAGAUCUGGAUUAAAUUUUGAUGAAAUCACAUUGCGGUUCCAGAGCUUUCAAGCCGUGAAGAUGUUCCUUUCCAAGCUGGUGCUGUCUCCACAACAACACAGGAGGACCUUGGUUACCCUUUUGUCUCUGCAGAAUCAAUUGUCAUGUGCAUCCUGCCGAUCAUGGUGUCCAAAACCAAGUCAAAAUAUGCGUUUCAUGACAACCAAGGACAACAGUGCCAGUGCAAACAGCAUGAGUAGCAGUAGUACCAUGAAGACAGAAUCGUACCACGAUCACUCAAUCCAUCAAUACAGCGCCCAUCGACAGUGUCAGCACUUGUUAGAAGCUGUCCUGCAAAGAAUGUCCCAACGUCUGCAGUUUCAGGACGCGGAUGACGAUCAGCGUCGACACAUUGUCGAUUUGGGAUCCGCCGACGGCUCCAACUCGAUGCUGACAUUAAAAUGGGCUGUGUGGACCCUGCAGCAACAUAUUCCACAAGGAACUCUUCCUCCUCUCCAGGUGACAUUUGAAGAACAUCCAGUCAGCAACGAACAGUUCUUGCGAGCCACUCUUGCGUCUCAUGACGAUUGGUUUCAUAGAAACAACAUUCGCUACUCCGUAUUGAUGAAAUCCUUUUACGAACCACUCUUUGAUCCUGAUUCAGUUGAUUUGUUUAUGAGCUACAUUUGCCUUCAUUGGUUGGAUACCACUGAUCCUCCUCUCGAAGGGACCAGUGACACACCGGGAUGGAAGCUAUUGCAACAAGGCCCAGAACAGCAGAACCCAUCACCAGACUUUACCUUUAUGAACGAGGCAACUACACCCAGCCAUCUACAAGACCACUACCGAGAAUUGGCACAACGACACUUGGCCAAAUUUCUCGCUUUUCGGGCAAGAGAACUCAAACCAGGCGGCGAAAUGGUACUCCUGAUGGUAUCGCAACCCAACGACUUUGUGACUCCACGUACACCGAAAGAUGACGACAAUCAGCAAUACUCCGUGUUGACCCUGGCCAUGCAUCGAUGCAUUCAAAGGGGAUUGAUACGUCCGCAAGUGCUGGAACGAACUCUGCUUCCCUACUAUCUUCGUACCAAGCAGGAUGUUCGAGAUGCCUUGGCAUUGGCUGCCAGUAUACAAAUCACCAGUGAUGAUGCCGCCGCUCGUGAUAGACCUGGGGCCCUCUUGGCCCUGGUGGGCGACGUGGAGACUUACAAUGUACGAUUAGGAACGGACGGAGGAGAACAGAGUAAUGAAAUCCAAGGAGCAUCUGACAUGUUUUGGUCCAUUCACGCAAAAGCUGUCCAAAGCGCUGGAGCAACAGAAACCGAGUUGGAGGCUGUGCGACGAGAAACCGAAUCGGUCUUCCAUGAACUGUUUUCUUCCGGUGAUGGCGUCAACGUUACCUAUUUGGCAUGCGUGAUACGGAGGAGGACACGAGAGGCCUGGUCCUCGGGCAAAAGUGAGAAAGCUAAUCAAUAGGUUGGUAUCUAGUACUCAGCAGAACCCGCCGUAAGAGCGAUUGCAUUUAUCAAACUAGCUAGUAGAAUUCAUCAUUGCCCUCAUGAUGGAUCUUCAGAAUAUCCCAAGCAAGCAGCAAUCCUGCUGGUCUCUUUGCUCCAAGGACAGCCAUUCUCACGGGCAUACUUUAGCACUUCUAUGUGGCCAUUCAUUGCAG